AUGAAACGAGCCCAGAAGCCCUUUUGGACCGUGAAGAAGGUGGUUCAAUGUGGAGUAGCUGGAACUGGAGCCUUUGCCUUCUCGCAAUUACUGUUUGGGUCCGAGUACUUUUACGCCAAUGUUGUUAUGCCCACUGUUCAUGCGUUUGUGGAUCCGGAAACGGCUCAUAAGUUGGGAGUAAAGUCGGCCAAGUAUGGGUUGAUACCUCGAUUUGGAGACAAUGUAAGAGAAUAUGCGCAGCUACAGACCAAAGUCAUGGGAAUCGACUUUCAGAAUCCUAUUGGUAAGGUUUGGCAUGAAUUUGAAUUUUUUUUAAAAUUGAGCUUGGUCCCCCUUGUGGAUUCACCCAACAUGAAUAUGUAUUGCUAUGCCCGCUUAUCAUAACUGUUUUUACAGGAAUAGCAGCUGGAUUUGACAAGGAUGGUGAAGCGAUAGAAGGCCUACAAAAGUCUGGGCUAGGAUUUGUGGAAAUUGGAUCGGUAACGCCUCGGCCGCAGCCUGGAAACGAGAAACCUCGGGUUUUUCGACUGCCAGAAGACAAAGCACUGAUAAACAGAUAUGGAUUCAACAGUAAAGGAGUUGGAUAUGUUAGUGACAAAGUGAAAGCGGUUUACAAGGGCGACGAUCAGGAUGUGUUCAGGAAUAGGGUUCCAGUUGGAGUGAAUUUGGGUAGGGUAAUGAUUUUUGGCUUGGGGGUGUUUUGAUGUUUGAAGGAGGGGGGGGAGGGGUGAUUAAUUUUGAAAAAAUAGGCUUAUGGGGUCUGUAUUAAAAAGUUUUGGCAGGAUUUUCAAUAUUUAAAAAAAAACUUUUUUGCUGUAAAGAAAGUUAUUGCAAUUUUUGCCGAAAUGCAGAAAAACAUUAUAAAAAUGCAAAUCUUAAAGGAAAAAAAGUAAAAUACGACCUGUCGGGACAUGACGUUUCUAAAUUUUCAAAUUUUUUCCCUGUAAACAAAGUUGUUGCAUUUUUCAUUAAAAGUCCUCAAAAAUCAUAGUUAAUAUGCAAAUUUAUAGGCAAAAACAAAGACACAGAAUUCGCAGCGUUAGACUAUGAAAUUGGAGCCGACUACUUUGCCAACUUCUGUGACUAUCUCGUCAUCAACGUCUCAUCACCCAACACGCCUGGCCUCAGGGCGUUACAGAGCAAAACCGAAAUUGAAAAUGUAAAUUUUAAAUUUUUCAAAACCAAAAAAUUUUAUAUACCAUCAGGCCUUGAUCUGAACUCACCUGUUUUCAUAUUUUUUUUUAACUUUUGGGACAUAGCGGAUGUUAUAAUCAGUUGUUAUAGAUCCUAUCAACCUUCAACCAAGCAGUCGACCGAAUGACUCAAGAGAAGGGGAAACGACCAAAAGUGCUUUUAAAAAUCACGUCAGACUUGAAUUUGUUUGAUCGAAGGGAUAUUGCUAAUGUAAGUGGGAGAAAAUUAUAUUAUACAGGGACGUCACUACGGAUUUUCUCUGGGGGAGGUCGAAAAAAAAUUUUUUCGUCCACAUUUUUUUCGUACCUGUGGACCGAUUUUUCAAAAUUUUUAUUUUUCGUUUUUUCACGUACAGGUACCACCUACCUGUGGAAUUUUUUUCGGAUUGGCUCUGGGGAGGGGGGUACCCCCCCCUACCCCAAACGACGUCCCUGAUAUUAUAGUAGGUAUCCGUAUACUAUACUUGAUGUUUUUUUUAACUGUUCGGAUAUAAAUGAAAGGUUUUGGACUUGUUUUGGGUUAAGAAUGCCAUUUUAAGGAUUGUUUGAUAUUAAAAUGGCAUUUUCUUCCUUCUCAUAUUGUUAAAAUUGGCAAAAAGUAUGUUUAUUAGGCUUCAAAAAAGUCUUGUCGCUUUUACCCCCACAGGUCAACAUAAAUUAACGACAAGUCUUUUUUGACCUUUUAGAUAAUGAAAUUUUGUCAUUUUUUAAUUUAGGCAAGAUUACAAAUGACCUUUUUAGGUAGCAGUAAACCCGAAUAAUCGAAUUGACGGCCUGAUCAUUUCGAAUACCACUAUAGAGCGGCCAGACGACCUCAAGUGUUUAUAUAAACAUGAAACUGGAGGUCUUUCUGGAGAGCCACUGAAGAAGGCAAGUACGGAAUGCAUCAAGGAAAUGUACAAGUAGGUUUUACAUGGCUAUAUGAGGUCAAUUUGAAAAUUUUAAAAAAUGAAAAAAAUUGUGCUACUGGUACAGUUUGGUACCACUGGUACUGCCUAAAAAUAAAUAGUUUGAAAAAAGUCGUUUUUUAGUAAUUUAAAGUCGUUUUGUCGAAAAAAAUUUUUUUUUGUAAAAUGGUAUUAAUGGUACCACUGGUACUUAAGUACUAUAAAAAAUGUCUUUAAUUGACCCUAUUUGCACCAUUUUUAAGCCAAAAAGUAGUCCAAACUAAUAUUAAUUCAAUUUCUCUAACCCAAACUAACAUUAAUACAAUUCCAGGCUAACAGGUGGUGCAGUACCAAUAAUCGGCGUUGGCGGCGUAUCAAACGGUACUGAUGUGUACGAGAAAAUCCGAGCCGGCGCAUCCCUAGUACAAUUCUACACGGCAUUGGUGUACGAGGGCUGGCCAGUGAUAGGGAAAAUGAAAAAAGAGCUCCGAGAACAUUUAUUUCACGAUGGUUUCGGAACGGUGAGUUCUGCUGUUGGAGCUGACGUGAGAUUGGAGGAGCAACAGAAGAUCAUCGAGAAGCAGCAGAGAUCGUGGUGGAAGUUUUGGUAG
Bursaphelenchus okinawaensis is the source of this 2691-nucleotide messenger RNA. The record is from the annotation of a GenBank genome assembly. NCBI's taxonomy places the organism in Eukaryota, Metazoa, Nematoda, Chromadorea, Rhabditida, Aphelenchoididae.